CUGGCUCCACGCGUCCCGCCGAGGCCAGCGCCGCUCAGACGCCCRGGCUGUUAGCGCAAGGCUUUGACCCUUCUUUUCCUGUCUCUCCAAGGAGUAGUCCUGUGGUSCGUAUCAAAGAAGAGCCCCCUAGUSCUUCCCGCAGCCCCCAGAUAGAGGAGGCCAGCCCCGGGAACCUUCCUGCUGUCAAAACUCCUCUGUCUCCCUCCACGUUCAUUGACUCCAUCCUGCAGGAGAACGAAGGCAGCACGGCGAGCGCGGCCGCCGGCGACAGCACCGCGCAGCCUCCUCCUCCGUCCCCGGAAAAGUGCCUCAGCGUCGCCUGCCUCGACAAGUUGCUCAUGCACAUUCGGGUGCAGGUCGCUCAUAUCCAGGAUCUCCUGUCGUCCCAGGAGCAGCAGAAACCUGCGGAGACGGAGGCCGGCGCCGCAGACGCAGGCAAGCAGCUGGUGCACUACACGGCGCAGCCGCUCUUCCUCGUGGACUCGAGCGCCGUGGACGCGGCCGGCGCCGACCUGCCCGUCUUCUUCGAGCUGGGCGAGGGGCCCUACCUGGCCGAGGGCGACGAGUACCCCGAGGAGCCCGCGGGGGCACCGCUGCCGGCGCCCGAGGCGGCCAAGCCGCAGGACCCGGCC
Molecule: messenger RNA, 632 nt
Organism: Nothoprocta perdicaria
Lineage: Eukaryota; Metazoa; Chordata; Aves; Tinamiformes; Tinamidae
Product: heat shock factor protein 1-like
Exons: 4
Biological process (GO): regulation of DNA-templated transcription
Molecular function (GO): DNA-binding transcription factor activity; DNA binding
Source: RefSeq, a predicted model, not a curated record